AUUAGUAGUAAGCUGGACCUUUUGGUCCGAGUUCGAUAUUCCAAUCCUCUUAUAGCCCCUCCUUACCCUCCUAAACUAUUCAAUGUCCCUACCAACAUCUCACGAUUGGGAGAACCAUCAUAUCUCGAUCAUUUAUCCUCUUCCGCACCAAUACCAAUGCUUGUGGAUUCUGAAAUGGGGAUGCCAAUUGAUUUGAACGCCUACGAUGGGGUUUGGGAUGGUAAUGAUGAAAUCUUGAAUCCGACUUUUGAUCCAAACAAGGUGAAAGAUGAAACGGAUCUCGCUUUGUUAAUUCCAUUUCAUGCUCCUGUAGUCACCAACGGGGUAGAACAAGCCAACACGACUCGAGAUUAUUCAUGGAUGAGAAAUUCCAAUUACAGUAUGAGAAAGAAUGCUGCGAAAAGAAGAUCAGCAAUGGACACCAAAGGAGAUAUUGACGCUUCUGAAGCUGCUCAAAUAAUGGCUAUCGAUAAAACUUUUUCAGAUUUGGAAGAAACCCAGAUUGAUGCUCUACGACAUCCAGAUCCUAACAAAAGGGAUUUACGUGUGGUGGAGACAUAUGAUAUUUUACCCGACGCAGAAAGAUGGGGAGAUCCUUAUUUACUCAUGCGAUAUCCUGAAAAACCUUCAGCUGCAACUGCCACCAACCCUCAAGCGGACGCUUCGAAUCGUCGACUAGCUAGAGCCUUGUUGCGACCGGUAGAGGACGAAGAGCAACAACGAUAUAUCAUUUAUCUUUUACCUAGAGAAGAGGAUUUGGAUAAAUUGGACGAAUCUAUAGAACAUCCACUAGCCGAAGAACAGUUGAUAAAGUUACAAGAGGGUGAAGAGGAGGGAGAACAAGAUGAGAAGCCUAAACCUGGAUUUUUGUAUGAACGAAUCAGAUUAUACGACGUAGUCAGUCAAGUAGCUCCACAUAAGGAGAUAUUGGUCACUUUUCAUGAAGGCGAAGAGGACGAUGAGAAUGGUAAGAAACGUAAAGGUGUUUUGUAUAACAAUAUUGUGAUGCGUAGUACUGUGAGGAAGAAAAUCAAGCGAACAGACGAACCGGAAUCAGGGGAACAUUGGAAUAGAGCCAAUAUCAUUUUCCGACAACCCAAAGAGAGUGAAAUGGAAUUUCACGCAGAAGCGAGUGAAGUCAUUGUUGAUCCUCAUUGGGCUAAUGGUGAAUUACGUAGAUUACAUGGUGGGGAUAAUAUGGCAGAAGGACAAGGUGAAGCUAUUGAUGAUGAAGAGGAUCCAAUAGAUGAAGGUGCUGAAGCUGCUGAGGAUGUAAAUGAAGGUGAAGAUGCAUAA
Molecule: messenger RNA, 1296 nt
Organism: Tremella mesenterica DSM 1558
Lineage: Eukaryota; Fungi; Basidiomycota; Tremellomycetes; Tremellales; Tremellaceae
Exons: 7
Biological process (GO): transcription elongation by RNA polymerase II
Cellular component (GO): Cdc73/Paf1 complex
Molecular function (GO): RNA polymerase II complex binding; chromatin binding
Source: RefSeq, a predicted model, not a curated record